GCGGAGCCGGGCACGACCAUGGCGGGCCGGGGCCGGGCGCUGCUGCCGCUGCUCGCCCUGGCGCUGGCGCUGCUCGCCCUGGCGCAGCCCGCCCGGGCGCCGGACCCGUAUGGAGAAGAGUGCAGGAGUAAAAUGUACCCUCCUUCAGGACCAACGUUCAAAGGGAAUAUACCCACAUAUGUCAUAAAUCUUGACUUACCUCCCAGCAAAAGGUGGGAUGACUUGAUGCGUGACAAAAAGACAGAGCUGAAGACUGUGGUCCAGAAUAUUAAAGAUAUAGCAAAUACCUUCUUCCCCAGUGGCAAAGUUGUUGACAUAGUGGAUAACAAAAUAGCUCAUCUGACUGCCACGCUUCCUUAUCCUUUCAAUGAAGAACUCCAAGGGAUUGCAAAUUCAUCUGGGAUUCCUUUGGGGGAAAUCGUUAUUUUUAACAUUUUUUAUGAAAUUUUUACUGUAUGUACAUCAAUAGUGGCAGAAGAUAAAACAGGGAAACUGUACCAUGCCAGGAACUUGGAUUUUGGACUGUUCCUAGGGUGGGAUGUUAAAAAUAAUUCCUGGACGUUAACCCAGGAACUGAAGCCUUUGGUGGUACUCUUGGACUUUCAGAGAAACAACAAAACAGUGUUCAAGUCCACAAAUUUUGCAGGAUACAUAGGCAUGGUGUCUGGAGUCAAACCAAACUUGUUCACUCUGACAAUGAAUGAGCGUUUCAGUCUUGAUGGUGGUUAUGUGGGAAUCUUCGAAUGGUUUCUUGGUAGAAGAGAUGGUAUGUGGAUGGGCUUUCUUACAAGAACAGUAUUAGAGAAUGCUACAAGUUACCAAGAUGCAAAAGACAGACUGGCAAAAACAAGACUGCUGGCUCCAGCUUACUUUAUUCUGGGAGGAAAAAAUUCUGGAGAAGGGUGUGUGAUAACUCGAUCCAGGACAGCUGCUCUGGAUAUCUGGGACCUUGAUAUCAAGAAGGGCACGUGGUACGUGUUAGAAACAAACUACGAUCGCUGGAAGCCUCCACUGGUACUGGAUAAUCGUAGAGGACCUGCAAUGAAAUGCCUGAACCAGACAACACAAGAGAAUCUCUCCCUACCAGCAAUUUAUGAUGUUCUCUCCACAAAGCCUGUCCUCAAUAAGCUGACUGUGUGCACAACGCUGAUGGAGGUGUAUAAUGGCCAUACAGAGACUUACCUGCGGGAAUGCCCAGAUCCCUGCAGUCCUUGGUAGCCCUGUACCUCUCCUGUGUUGGAAGCUGCUUGUCCAGAUUGGCUGUCCUCCACAAAAAAUGCUUCUGGAAAGAGAUUACUCAGUCUAACUCCUUUCUUCAGAAAUCUAAUGGCUAUAUAGAAAUGGCAAAGUGCUUCUAACAAUGAAGGACCCUAUCUCACAGCAGACUUCCUUGCUUUGUAACCAGCAGUUCUGCUGACAAGAAAUGUGUCCUCAUGAGUGUCUGGUGUGAUUUCAGCCAUUUCUGCCAAAUGAGUUCAGCAGUUAGUUCUAGAUCUCUUCAGUCUUGGCAGUAUUCUUGGUUUGUUCUUGGUUAUGGGUUUGUUAAUUUUUGUUUUUUGGUUUGGUUUAUUUAGAUUAAAAUCCUUCUAAAGAACACAAAUUAUAAUGGCACCUACCAAAUAUCAAAAAGAAUUGAAUAUAAGAAGACCAUCUGGGACAAUACAAUUAUGUUAUCCGUUCAUAAGCACUUAAGAUUAAUUGCUGUUGUUCUGGUAUAAUAUGAGGAUAUGUCUGAUAUGCCCUUUUAUAAAAUAACUUACCAAGUGUCAUAUUUAAUCACAGAAGCAAGGUCUUGGGGAAAUAUCUAAAAGAAGAUCUGAGCCAAGAAUGUCUUGCCACUGAUUUAUAGCUCUUUUGCUGAAGCUCUUUCUUGGCCUGUUAACAAAUUACCUGUUUUUUAAUACAGGUUUUUCUGUUGUCUCAAAAAAGUACAAUAAAGAAAAACUGCUUUCUGUGACCAAAGUACACACAUACUCAUUUCAUACUUCAGUGUAAGACAUCAUGCAUGAUAGAUACCACACAGCAUAAACUACUUUCAUUUCUAAAUAGACUGAUUUUAACAGCACCUGAAAAAGUGAUUUCCUCUGAUUUUUUAAACUGGUAGUUAAAGCUAUUGUCAUAAUAGGGUAGUUGGGUUGUUUUGGGAGGAUUUUGGUUGGUUGGUUUUUUUGAAAGUGGGGAAAGGAAGUCAAGUCAGAUUACACCAUUGUCUGGAAUUCAAGUUAAGAAAGAAAGGCCCUUUAGAGAGAAGUAGUAGCAGCCUAAUAUCCUAGGAAGCAGAUAAUAUAGGAGGCAGUAGUUUCAUCUGUGCCACUGGCUGCAUUGCUGGGAGUAGCUUACAGUUCCAGCUCUUGUGUUUUCUAACACACAAAGAGAAGACACUAGAGAGUGAGCUUAGGGGCUGGUAUUUAUAGUGGUUCCCUUGUAAUCUUUUCUUAACCUCCCUAGGAAAGAAGUGCUAUUCAUAUUCCCAUUAUGCCAGGAAUUCAAAGUUGGCAGUAGUGUAAGGGAAGUGUUGGUCUCUCUUUGGUGUCUGCAGAGACACUAUUGCAAAGGCCAUUCCAAUUAAAACCCGCCUGUUCAUGGCAUCCAGUCACAGUGGGACUCUUGAUAGCCAGGACAUGCAGAACAGUAUUAGUGUAAUGCAGAAGUUGAGAACACAGUAUACUGCAGCUUCCUGUUCCAAACACUUAAGGAUAUUAAAAGAUUUUUUUCCCCAUAAUUAGAAAUUUAACACUAAGAAGUCUACAGAAGGGGAAUCAAGUGAUUGCCCAAAAUAAUUUCUUCAGGGAAGUGGUGGAUUCCCUAACACUGGACACUUAGCUGCACAGUGUGCUGGGCCUUCUUGUCUAGACUGGGCUUUUGCCAAAAAGAUUGGACCAGAUGAUCCUUGAGAUUCCUUUCAGCUCAGGGUUUUAUGGUUAAAAGAUAACCUUUAAUCAUCCCUUGUUUCAGUAGCCAGGUUACCAUUUUACUGCAAACUUGUUUUUUAUUAGGGGCUCUCCUCCCAACAGCCUUGGAAGAAGUGGGAACAACAGGAAUGCUGUUUACCAAAUAACUUUAGCAGCUGAUGAAGAAACACAGCUUCUGGUUUCAGGAAAAUGACACACUGAUAUUCUAGGCCUUAGAACAAUGCCUGUAGUAGCACAGCAAGAACCAACUCAGGGGAGAUACAACACUGACAAACUGAGAGCACACAGAAAUCAACAUCCCACUAUGUAAACUGAUGUUAAACAAGGGCCAGUCUAGUACAUCUAAUUUCUUUUUUACCUGAAGUAUGCAAGCAGAAGUGUGUUAGCAUGAUGGUACUACCAGGGUCCAUUUUUAAUCUCAGCUAUGAAUACUGAACCUAUGUAAAUCAAAUAUAGCAACACAAUUUAAAUUAGUGAAAAAGCAUGUGUGAAAUUCAGCUCCUGGGCCAUUUGAUUCAUAGAAGACAGUUAAACAAAGUCAGAUGUUGCAGUCUGUACUGUGAAGAGCCCAUCAUAUAUUUCUGAGUGCACACCUCAGCCUGGAAGGGGGUUGUUCGGAUUUAUGUGGAAUCAAGUUGUGUAACAGUCAUAAUCAAAUUACCUUGUAAUUUAAAAAUAAGUUUACUUGCUUAGUUAGCCUCAUCCCACUUUAGCAUAUGUAGAACAAGGCAGUGUAGACUAUUUACAGUUAUUAAGUAAUGAGCUUUUGGUAUGUCCCUUGUGCAAGACAGUCCACAUUUCCACACUUGAAAUUGCUUUACAAUUGCAAAAGGACAGCUAAAUUCCAUGGACGUCUGUCCAGAGCCUGAAUGCCUAUGCUGUUGUUUACUAAAAUAAACAAAGUUAUUUAAAAACAAAA
Messenger RNA from Corvus hawaiiensis (hawaiian crow), 3831 nucleotides. RefSeq names its product N-acylsphingosine amidohydrolase 1 (gene ASAH1). Bases 19 to 1218 code for a protein of 399 amino acids. Lineage: Eukaryota; Metazoa; Chordata; Aves; Passeriformes; Corvidae. Gene Ontology annotation, biological process: fatty acid metabolic process. The transcript is spliced from 14 exons. Gene Ontology annotation, cellular component: lysosome. The record is from RefSeq and is a predicted model, not a curated record. Gene Ontology annotation, molecular function: N-acylsphingosine amidohydrolase activity; fatty acid amide hydrolase activity.